Messenger RNA from Rhagoletis zephyria (snowberry fruit fly), 1224 nucleotides. NCBI's taxonomy places the organism in Eukaryota, Metazoa, Arthropoda, Insecta, Diptera, Tephritidae. The record is from RefSeq and is a predicted model, not a curated record.
AUGACUGCUCCAGUGAGCCCUCACCUUAUUCUGGUUACCGGAGCUGCCGGCUACGUUGGUUCACACUGCUUAGUUGAGCUGCUCACAAGCGGCUAUGAUGUGGUGGCGCUGGACAACUGCAUCAACGCAGUAGAGGGCCAUUUGCCUGACACUUUGCCGGAGAGUCUGCAGCGAGUGCAGAGCAUCACCGGUCGAAGCUUGCUAGCCUACUACAAAGCAGAUCUCAACAAUGCCACCGAACUGGAGGACAUCUUCAGCAAGCACCGCUUCUCAGCUGUGGUCCACUUUGCGUCCCUCAAAGCAGUGGGUGAAUCGUGCAAGAUUCCCCUGGAAUACUAUCGCAACAAUGUGGGCGGAACCAUGACACUGCUGGACACCAUGCGAGCUCAUUCAGUUCGCCGACUGAUCUUCUCUUCGUCGGCCACUGUCUACGGCACUCCAGAGUUCCUGCCCAUCACCGAGGAGCACCACACUGGACGCAACUGCACCAAUCCAUAUGGUCGCACCAAGUACUUCAUUGAGGAGAUUCUCAAAGAUCUCUGCGCCUCGGAGACAGGCUGGAGCAUUACCUCGUUGCGGUACUUUAAUCCAGUCGGUGCUCAUCCUUCAGGAAUCAUUGGUGAAGACUGCAAAGUUCCCAACAACUUGAUGCCGUACAUUACCCAGGUGGCAGUUGGAAGACAGCCUUUCCUGAAGGUGCUUGGAAAGGACUUUAAAACCAAAGACGGCACUGGCGUACGAGACUACAUUCACAUCAUGGACUUGGCAGCAGGGCAUGUAAUCACACUGGACAAGAUACUGCAGGAAGGAUGGACAGGCUGGAACGUCUACAACCUCGGUGCUGGAACCGGAUAUUCGGUUCUCGAAAUGAUUUCUACAUUUGAGGAGGCAACUGGAGUGCCGAUUCCAUAUAAAAUCUGCGAUCGUCGCUGCGGAGAUGUCGACGAGCUGUGGGCUGAUAUAAGCAAAGCCAGUUCAGCCCUCAACUGGAAGCCAACUCGAAGUCUGGCGGACAUGUGCGCUCAUAGCUGGAACUGGCAGUCAAAGAACCCUAUGGGCUACCGAAGUGCUGCUGAAGGAGACGGAUCUGCAAAUGGAGUGCGACAAUCUCCAGUUAAAGUUCCUGAUGCUGCUGUUGCUUCAGGUGUGAAAGCACUCAAUGGAAAAUCAAAAAGUUUUGACCGUGAAGUGAACAACAACGACGAAGAUGUGACUGUCUUCUAG